This is a messenger RNA of Paraphaeosphaeria sporulosa, 600 nucleotides long. RefSeq lists its product as uncharacterized. NCBI's taxonomy places the organism in Eukaryota, Fungi, Ascomycota, Dothideomycetes, Pleosporales, Didymosphaeriaceae. The coding region runs from base 299 to 472 and encodes 57 amino acids. The transcript has a single exon. The record is from RefSeq and is a predicted model, not a curated record.
GUUGGAGUUGGGAGCGAGUCGGUGCGACAACUGCUCGCAGUAGCCGCGACUCUCGUAAGGAGGGCAACAUCAAGAAUACUUUGUAGCGACGGCCGUAACAUCUUGUUGAUUCGGCUCCGCCUGGCUAACCAACGUUCCGCUGUUGUCUGGAAACUUCACUCCCUGUUAUAAAAAACGCCCCACCGUGUUUUCGAGGAAGGCUGUGUGCAAUUGGGUCUGCUUAUUACCGACCUGGCUCCGCAAGGUUACGGCGUGGUAGCACGACGUGGGUCCUAAUGAGUGGCGUACCUUCCAUCCUAUGCAUUGCGCUAGAGUGGAUAACGUUACCCUCCUUUCAUGGCUAGAGCAGAGUUCCACUGAUCGAAACAACAGUCGCAACUACGAUGGUCAAGUGCGAGGCUAUCGAGGUCACGAUGGGGCCGGCACCGCGUUUCGGGAAGUAGCCCCCGCAAUUCGGAACCUUCAUCUAUAGCAGCAUCCGACCGGAGAUAUUCCGUUAAUCUUGCGCACACAUUUUGGUUCGUGCACUGGGAUCGAAUUUUUCCAUUUAGCGAUAUAGAGACUGUAGCUCUGGUGCUGGAAUUGACUGAGAAGCUGUCA